AAGCUGGAGAUUCCGUGUUCCUACGACAGAGCGCGGUAUGGCGAAACCCGGCCGACUACUAGUAGUAAGCGUGUUGGUGACUCGGAGCUUGAGGUCCUCACCGAGGCCGGGAUGCGGCGACGGCGCAUCCAGCGAGCCUGUGACGCCUGCCGCCUCCACAAGUCGAAAUGCUCGGGCACCCGGCCGUGUCGGAGAUGCGACGUUAUGAAGCUGUCUUGCUUGUACGGCGCUGCGACGCCGCGCUCCCUGUCUUCUUCCAACGCAGGGCGUAGAAAUUCUGCACGUCAAAGAGUGGAAAGCCGGUCCCGGAUAUCAGACGCCUGCGAGCCUCACGAAACCACACAGAGCCAGUGCCAUGGCGACGAGGAGGAGAACACAGCCUUCGGGGAUGCGGGCACCACCCUCUCGCCCGCCAUCACUCAGCUGAACGGCGGCAUGGAUGCGUCGGGGUCGACUCGGUUGAGCCCCUCUGCUGCCGACUGCUUACUUGGCGACAAAACCGUGGUCAGGCAGUGCAUCGACGCCUACUUCAUGCAUGCGGACGCCAGUGACUGCAUCUUCCUGCACAGGGCAUCGUUCCUGUCGAGCUGGCUCCGCCAGGAACUGAACCCAACGCUUGUCAAGAUGGUGUGUGCGUUGGGACUGCGUCUCAAUCCAGGGCACCACGACUCGGCGACGCCGCGUGCCUGGGCGAAGGAGGUGCAGCAGAGCCUCUUGGUCGCCGAGGCAUUCAACGACUGCUCGGCAAGCUCGCUGCAGGCCCUGGUCUUGCUCAUCAGAUUCCACUUCACCUCGGACUUCACCCAAGACGCCUGGAUUUUGCUCGCCGUGGCCGCCCGAAUCGCCUUUACCAUGCGUCUCAACUACGAGCGGCUCGAACCUGCCAGCACGGCAACAACAACAACCGCGGCGACAUCGACGUCGACAUCGACAUCGACAUCGACAUCGACGUUCGGCGUCAUUCACCAAGAGUGCCGGAGACGACUCAUGUGGGCCAUCUUCGUGUUGGACAAGUUGUUUUCGGGCGGGAUUGAAGAUCUCACCGUGUGCCCGUCCCAUCGCUUGCAGAUCCGGCUGCCGUGUGACGCUGUCGCUUUCCAACGCGGCAUCGUCCCUCCGACCGAGUUCCUCCAUGGCCAUGUCUCUUCUGGCCGGCCACAUCACAUCGCUACUACGGCGAGUGGCAUGGAUGCAACGUCGUAUCGCGUCCGGCUUUUUGAUUUGCGUGACAGAAUCCACAGGUAUACGCGACGCGUCAUUCUCCAGGGCUCCGCGCCGGCCGAUAGCCAAGGGGAACUGCAGGCCCUGGACGACGAGCUGCACCGGUUCCGCGAUGGCCUGCCGCCCGAGCUCCGGCUUGACCCGGAGAGGCUGGUCUUGAUGGCCCAUUCGGACGAACUGACCCCGUACAUGGUGCUCCACGCCAUGUGGCACCUGUGCCGCAGUGACCUGCACCGUUUCCUGAUUCCCGGCAUCCGCGAAGCCGUGGCGGCCGAGGUCAUGGCGCACACGCCGCAGCCCUACAUCGACCACUGCCAGCAAGUAUGCUUCGACGCAGCCACCAGCAUCUGCGACCUGCUCUCCGCUGUCCACGAGCUGCAGACUUCCAAGCGGAUCGCCAAUGCCUCCUUGGCCGUCAGUCUCUACCAGUGCGUGCAGAUUCUCCACCACCUGGGCUUUCGGAUACCCGCCGCCGGACCUCACUGCCUGGGAGAGCUGAAGCGAAAGCUCAGUCAAGGUGUGGCGCUUACGUCUCACCUCGGCACGACCUAUGUCUGGUUGAGGCCAUGCUUCCAAGACAUUGAGAAACUGAUCUCGGUUCUAGGGCAGCGACCAAGGUAUAGUCCGGGUCUGGCGGACCGCAAUCUCCGCCACGGCCGCUCCAAGCAUGUAUUCGCACCCCCGGAAACUCAGGGCGAGGACGGCGGGGAGGAGCCGGAGCGGCGGCAACAUCGGCCGGAACCAUCA
This is a messenger RNA of Chaetomium strumarium, 1968 nucleotides long. RefSeq lists its product as uncharacterized. Gene Ontology annotation, cellular component: nucleus. Gene Ontology annotation, molecular function: DNA-binding transcription factor activity, RNA polymerase II-specific; zinc ion binding; DNA binding. The record is from RefSeq and is a predicted model, not a curated record. Lineage: Eukaryota; Fungi; Ascomycota; Sordariomycetes; Sordariales; Chaetomiaceae. The annotation marks the transcript as partial. The transcript has 2 exons. Gene Ontology annotation, biological process: DNA-templated transcription; regulation of DNA-templated transcription.